GCCGGCAUUUGCUGCGUGACACUACACACAACACCCAGUCUCCCAGAUUAUUACACUGUUAGAAGAUGGCGACACUUAGUAGCGCUACGAUACAACCCCUCCUGGGUCUCCUCUUCGAGAAGAGCAAUUCGGGUGCCACUCUCCAGUACGGUCACUUAACGCCUGAACACUUAUUACAAGGUCUGGCUAUGGAAUCGGGACCGCCUACUGUGGCAGCUGAGUCGAUAAUUUCAGCUAUUGUGGACAAAUUAAAUAACAACCCCUUUCCGGACCACUCUAUUAACACUUUAUUAGCCGACUUCCCUAUGAAGAAUGAAGAUAUCACUGAUCCGUCAAAGCGUGUCCAAGCCAUUUCCGAGGCAUUUAGUAAGAUUGAGGAGGAUAGUGGCCUCUGCUUAAAAGCUCGUUCUAUACUUCCCACUCCGCCGUUGCUGCCGUCAUCAGAAAGUGAAAUGAGAUGGAUGAAUCCAUCAGGUAUACAAUACGCUUUUAAAUGGGAUUCGACGAUGUGUAUAGACAACUCCCCCGAUACUCUUCUGAUUAUAGCAUUUAACGAAGCGCUUAGCCCAACGCAGCAGUCGACCUUAAGGGAUGCGUUCGAGACUGACACCAAUCUAGUAUUCAGCAAUGAAAUAUCGCCUCAGAAAUUGCCAGAGUUGGUGGAAAAUAACCCUUUGAUCGCCGUAGAUGUUCUUCUAAAACUCAGUUCGUCACCAAUUAUAUCGGAAUAUCUCGGUGUGUUAGUGAACAUGGAUAUGUCACUGCACUCAAUGGAAGUCGUGAACCGCCUGACUACAGCAGUUGAUCUGCCAACAGAGUUCAUUCAUUUAUAUAUUAGUAAUUGCAUACAUCAAUGUGAGAAUACGGAGGAAGGAUUCACGCAACUACGAUUGGUCAGGCUGGCCAGUGUCUUUUUGCAAGCUUUGCUCCGGAACAAAAUAAUCAACGUACGGGAUAUCUACGUUGAGGUGCAAGCUUUUUGUGUAGAAUUCAGCACAGUCAGAGAGGCCGCCGGGCUUUUCCGUCUAUUAACGUCGCUGAACAAAUCGGAAAAUUCAGGAGAGCAUGACAAUGGAUCCUAUCUCGACGACGAUGGCUACUAGUACUAUUGCUGUAACGAAGCACACCAUUGAAAAAUAAAAUUUUGUGUUUACGCGUAGUAUAUCGUUUGCAUCGAGUUGCAUACUCGGUUUUUAUCCAAG
Messenger RNA from Sphaeroforma arctica JP610, 1202 nucleotides. RefSeq lists its product as hypothetical. The record is from RefSeq and is a predicted model, not a curated record. Gene Ontology annotation, biological process: negative regulation of translation; mRNA catabolic process. NCBI's taxonomy places the organism in Eukaryota, Ichthyosporea, Ichthyophonida. Gene Ontology annotation, cellular component: CCR4-NOT complex. The transcript has 8 exons. Bases 66 to 1103 code for a protein of 345 amino acids.